Trichogramma pretiosum is the source of this 1108-nucleotide messenger RNA. RefSeq lists its product as uncharacterized. Lineage: Eukaryota; Metazoa; Arthropoda; Insecta; Hymenoptera; Trichogrammatidae. The coding region runs from base 308 to 841 and encodes 177 amino acids. The record is from RefSeq and is a predicted model, not a curated record. The transcript is spliced from 3 exons.
UCGUUCGCCGUUUCAGUGUACAUGUGAAAUGACCAUAUUAGAAUUUAACCUAAAAGGAUUCGUCUGCUUUUUUGCAAAAAUAACAUACAGGUUUACAUAAAGAGCCAAAUUGAAGAAAAUCGCCUAUUGGCAGCUAACCUUUCCGAUCUUUGAUGUCUUCUGCUAUACUUAAUCGAACGAUCAAAUAUAAACACUUAGUUCUAGCGCUCGAAAUCAACGGACUUAAUCAUAACAACUUAGUUAGCUCGUCGUCAGUAGACUCGAAGUUUUCGGGAAAUACGUUACAAAUAUUUUCGAAUUGUGUGAGAUGAAUCGUUCUGUAAGUGAGGAUUUCCUUGAUCUGGACGUAUCCAGAACGCUGUAUGAAGACUUAGAGGAGUUUAAAGAAUCAAAUGACUUGGAGGAUCAAUAUGAGAAAGAUGGCAUCGAUUCCAAAUUGCUGAAUGAAGACUUAAAGAUGAAUGAAGCGCUUAAUAAAUCAGAGGAAACACCCAAAAGCGAUUUCAUUUCUUUGAGUAAUUCCAGUUCACUGUAUGAAGACUUGGAGGUGAAUAGAGCACUUGUCAAAAGUGAAUCGAAAAUUUAUAAGAGAAAUCCCGGUCAGAUAAAGAAAAAAAAAUUUAAAGCCAAGAAAAAUGAAUGUAUAAAUAUCAUUCAAACCCGCUCUAUGAGCGCAAGAAAAAGUGAUAAUUCUCUUAAUUUACGGCCACCCACCGUUCAGAUUUCGUCGGGGACCAUCAAUUUCGUACACGCUGACAUAUUCAUCAAAAUAAAGUACAAGAAAAGAAAAGAUAAAUUUGAAUUCUCCACAAUACCAAUUGUCGGUAAAAAUGAUUUCUGAGGAUAGCACACAGUUGAUCAUCAAAGAAAACAUCAGGUUUCUUGUAUGGAGAGAUAGAUGUCACUAGCAGUUGUUUUCAUCUUCUCAUUCUCGUGUAGAAAACAUUCAAUAUAGAAUCCGAAAAAAUUGACUGCUUUUAUUAAAAAAUGCUUUUGCUCAGUACGAAUUACUGAAUUAAUUUUUGCGACAAAAAAAAUUAUGUUUUGAAUUUAUUUGACUAGUUAAAUUUCACAUAUCUAAUAAAAAUCAAAAAUUAUGUUUUAAAUA